GUGUCACAUUUUAAUACUUUGUUUCGAAUCAAUCUAAUCUACAAUGAAGUCGGCACUUGAUCAAUCUGGCAGAAAAAUCGGGAGCUGCUUCUUAUUUAUUUUGGAAAAAAAAUAUCUCCCUAUUUAUCCCUUCCUCCUCGCCAACAGCGCCCUCGCCCCUCGGGUUCUCAAUCACCUGCACGAACAUCGACGGCGAUCGGUACCGGAGUCCAGCUCGUUCUCGGUUUGAUCUAGGGCGAUGGCAGCGGCGGCGACGAACGUCAACGUCAAGCCGCUCAACGGCGCCGAGGGGUACCUCAGGUGGAAGGAGUCGAUGCUGCUCCGCCUCCACACCGUCGGCGUCGCCCACGUCCUCUCCGACGAUCCCCCGCCGCCGCCGCCGGCCGGGGUCGAGGAGGAGGACGGCGAUGCCGCCGCGAGGAGGAGGAUGUGGGCGCGCGACGACGCGGUGUGCCGCGGCCACAUCCUCGCCGCGCUCUCCGACCGCAUCUUCCCGGACUACGUCCGCCACCGCACGGCCAGGGACGCGUGGGACGCCGUGGCGCGCACCUACGACAACGCGGACGCCGCCUCCGCCGUCGCGCAGAGGAUGCUCUACGACGACCUCGCACUCGACGGCGCGCCGGCGCCGCUGCUGGAGCGGAUCGCGCGCGCGGAGGCGCUCAACGCCGCCACGAGGGUGACGCUGAGCCUGAGCGACGCCGAGCUCGCCGAGCUACUGUGCCAGACGGUGCUCCCGGCGAACGCGGCCGCCGCCAUCCGCUCGGGCGCGGCCACCAUGCGCGACGUGUGGCGCGUCGCCCGGAUCAUGGAGGCGCAGCGCGUUCGCAGAGAAGACGAGGCGCUCCAUGGCAAGUGCAGGAAGUGCGGCAGGUCGAGGCACCAUGGCUGCAACUGCAUGCGUUGAAAGUGGCACAGAUGAUAUGCUGGAACGACGACGACGGCGACGGCGACGAGCGGCUUGCUGAUGGCUUAAUUAAUUUCGUGCGGUUAAUUAGUAACGUGGAAAAUCUUAUUUAGUUGAGUAGCAGUUAUAAUAUGUGAUCUUAAUGUUAAAUACACGCAGUGUUAGUAGUGCUUAUUAGUAACCGAUAUACUAUAAAAAAGAGUUGGUUUUUUGUAUGCCCGGAAGAAAAUGUACAUGGGAUGAUCACAUUAAGGAACUACGUGAUCUUCUCAUG
Molecule: messenger RNA, 1181 nt
Organism: Oryza sativa Japonica Group (Japanese rice)
Lineage: Eukaryota; Viridiplantae; Streptophyta; Magnoliopsida; Poales; Poaceae
Source: RefSeq, a predicted model, not a curated record